AACUUAUUAAAUAGGUUGAUGUGUGGGUGUUGAGAAUGGGGUUUGAAAAGGAGCCCAGUAUAUGCAGAUUGUCAGAAAAAUUGAGUGACUCUACUUUACCCUUGGGCGAUCGAUUUGAUGCUUUAUUUCAACUCAGGACAAAUGGCACUGUCGCUGCUAUGCAAUGUAUUGCUGGCCGUCUUUUAGACCCAAAGGAGGACUCUGCCUUGUUGAAGCAUGAGCUUGCCUACUGCAUCGGGCAAAUGCAACUUAAAGAAGCAAUUCCAUCGUUGUCACAAGUUCUUGAAAAUGAAAAUGAGAACACUAUGGUUCGACAUGAGGCCGGAGAGGCUCUCGGAGCAAUAGGUUCAGCUGAAGCAAUAGAUGUGCUAUCUAAGUUCGUGUCACACAGUGAAGCGGCAAUCAGCGAAACCUGUCAACUGGCAAUUGAACGAAUAAACAAUGUUUCCGAAAACUCGAACCAAAAUAAACCAACUGGAGGCUUCGGAUCAAUCGAUCCAGCUGUUUUUGAAGAAAGUUUAACACCCAGUGGAGAUACAUGCGAAGACAUCGAUCCCUUGCAAGAGCGUCUCCUUAACGAGAGUAUUCCAUUGUAUGAGAGAUAUGUGGCAAUGUUUAAAUUGAGAAACAUAAGUUCAAAACUGUCAACAAGGGCGCUUUGCGAAGGUUUCGGAUCAAAAAGCGCUUUAUUUCGACAUGAGAUUGCAUAUGUAUUGGGACAGAUGCAGAAUAAAGAAGCCGUUUCAUCUCUUGCCGAGGUUCUUGCGAAUCAAAGCGAAGAUCCAAUGGUGCGUCACGAGUGCGCUGAGGCCCUGGGGUCAAUAGCCUCAAAGCACAGUGGAGUCACUGAUACACUUAAGCGUUUUCUCAGCGAUCCCGAAAGAGUAGUGAGAGAGAGUUGUGAAGUUGCUCUUGAAAUUUCUAAUCAUUGAAUUAUUGCCAUUUUGUUGAGAAAUUGUCUUGUAA
Messenger RNA from Symsagittifera roscoffensis, 966 nucleotides. Its product is annotated as deoxyhypusine hydroxylase-like. Gene Ontology annotation, biological process: peptidyl-hypusine biosynthetic process. Bases 36 to 932 code for a protein of 298 amino acids. Gene Ontology annotation, molecular function: deoxyhypusine monooxygenase activity. The record is from RefSeq and is a predicted model, not a curated record. The transcript has 4 exons. Lineage: Eukaryota; Metazoa; Xenacoelomorpha; Acoela; Convolutidae.